Messenger RNA from Sitophilus oryzae (rice weevil), 2114 nucleotides. RefSeq names its product protein disulfide-isomerase-like. The record is from RefSeq and is a predicted model, not a curated record. The transcript has 8 exons. Gene Ontology annotation, biological process: response to endoplasmic reticulum stress; protein folding. Lineage: Eukaryota; Metazoa; Arthropoda; Insecta; Coleoptera; Curculionidae. Gene Ontology annotation, molecular function: protein disulfide isomerase activity. The coding region runs from base 123 to 1610 and encodes 495 amino acids. Gene Ontology annotation, cellular component: endoplasmic reticulum.
GUACGAGUGGGAGAGAUAACGGGACCGAAAAGAUUGACGUUUGGAGAAUUGUCGUCGUGUUUUGACAUUUCCGCAAACUCGUCUUUUCGUUGCGGCUUGCGAAGUGGAAAGUACAAGGAAAAAUGAGGGUUUUAGCUGUUUUUGCGGUGUUUUUCCUGUUCGGUUCGUUUUCCACGGCCGAGGAAAUCCCUACCGAAGAGGGUGUACUGGUUUUGAGCAAGGAAAAUUUCGAACAGGCCACGACGGAAAAUGAAUUCAUCCUGGUCGAAUUCUAUGCCCCCUGGUGCGGCCACUGCAAAGCCCUAGCUCCCGAAUACGAAAAAGCUGCUCAAAUCUUGUCGGAAAAAGGGUCGGCCAUUAAGCUGGCCAAAGUAGACGCCACAGCUCAUCAGGAAUUGGCUGAAGAGCACAAAGUCAGAGGUUACCCGACGCUGAAAUUCUACAGAAGCGGAAGCCCUGUUGAAUAUUCAGGAGGUAGACAGGCCGAUGAUAUCGUAGCGUGGCUUUUGAAGAAAUCCGGACCUCCGGCAACUAGUCUUCCUUCUGUAGAUGAAGCCAAGACUUUUGUUGACUCUGCCAACAUCGUGGUGGUUGGUUUCUUCAAGGACCAAUCCAGCGACCUGGCAAAAACCUUCUUGGCCGUUGCCAGUUCCGUCGAUGACGUCGUUUUCGGUAUUUCUGACAGCGACGAUGUCUUUAGCAACUACGAGGUGCAGGACAAUACCAUUGUGCUGUUCAAGAAGUUUGAUGAUGAUAAUCAAGUGAAAUAUGAUGGUGAAACUACGGAAGCUGCAUUGAAGACCUUCAUCCAAUUCAACUCUUUACCGUUGCUGGUCGAUUUCAACCAUGAAACAGCGCAGAAAAUUUUCGGCGGCGAAAUCAAGCACCAUUUGUUGCUUUUCGUCAAUAAAGGCGAUGAACAUUACAACGCAGUUGCCGAUGCGGCUCGCGGCGCUGCCAAAUCCUUCAGAGAAAAGGUCCUGUUUGUUGUGAUCGACGCCACCGACGAAGACCAUCAAAGAAUCUUGGAAUUCUUCGGUAUGAAGAAGGAAGACGUUCCCAGCGUGAGAUUGAUCAUUUUGGAAGACGACAUGAUUAAAUUCAAACCUGAGACUGACGAAAUUACCACGGAUAACCUGAAAACUUUCGUCCAGGGAGUGUUGGACGGUACGAUCAAGCAGCAUUUGCUCAGCCAAGAUUUGCCAGAUGAUUGGGAUAAAGAGCCUGUUAAAGUGUUGGUGUCCAGCAAUUUCGACAGCGUGGCUUUGGAUACAAGCAAGGACGUUUUGGUUGAGUUUUACGCCCCCUGGUGUGGCCAUUGCAAACAACUGGCACCUAUUUAUGACAAGCUUGGUGAACAUUUCAAAGAUAAUGAAGAUGUGGUAAUUGCAAAAUUGGAUGCUACAGUCAAUGGGCUAGAAACAAUCAAAAUCAGAAAUUAUCCUACUAUCAAGCUUUUCAAGAAGGAAAACAACGAAGUUGUUGAAUAUUUAGGACACCGGACGCUAGAAGGUUUAAUAAAAUUUGUCGAAUCUGGUGGUAAAGAUGGCGGAGACGCCGACGUACCGGACGAGCUACAGACUGACGAACAUGCGAAGGAUGAACUCUAAAAAAUUGAUUUAGAGUUAUUUAUAUUGAGACUUGUCUCCGAUUUACUUAUUACUUAAGAUUUAGGUUAACUUAAAAUGCGGAAAUUUUGUAAAAAAACUGAUUCGGUGCCCCGUAUAUUUGUACAAUUAAAAGAAAGUCAUCUUAUCUUAGAUUUAUUUAACUUAUCCCUGUAUGAAAAUCAAGACAAAUGAGAAUGCUCCUAAUUUUAAUGUCUCUUCUCUUUUUUUAGUGAUUAAAUUAAGUUAUUUCUUAUAAAAAAUUUCGAUUUUUUGUUAGGGCUAAGUCGUUUGUAGACUGUUUACUUUGUGUUGUGUUUUUUUUUUCGUUUGAAAUCUCGAAACGUCAGUAUUGCGAUUUUGAAGAGUUUUUUAUACGUACCUUUGUAAAAACGAGACGGCACAAAAAGCAGACUUUUUGUAAAUAACAGUUAUCAAUCAAAAGAAAAAUGAAUGUUUUUUAUUAUGGAUAUGUUGUAUGCAUUGGAAAAUAAAUUUAAAAUUACC